AUGGUGAAUUGCAAAUUUUGUAAACGAAGGAGGAGACUUCUCAACCCUGCGAGGCAGAAGAUGGUGAAUCUCAUCAGGAAGAUGCCAAGGAAAUGGCUAAAAGAAGGGAAGGUGAGGGGGAUUGCGCUUUCUCAGGAGAAGUUUCAGUUCAUUUUCAAAAAUGAACAUGACCUCGUCGAUGUUUUGGACAGAGGAGUGCAUACAUUUGAGGAAUGGGUCAUUGUACUUGAACGUUGGGUUGAAAACCCUCCGGCGGAUUAUCUCCAAUACGUUCCCAUUUGGGUACAAAUCCGAGACAUUCCAGUAAGCUGUUACACGACAGCGGCAUUAACGGCUUUGGGUGACUUGGUGGGGAAGAAAGUGCUUGUGGCAUUUGACCCUACUAAACCUGUUACCCAAGACUUCAUUAGGGUUUUGGUAAAAUUCAAUGUUGCGAACCCGCUACGCACUUCGAAGGUCAUUGAAGUAAAAGGAAAAGAAGUGGUGAUUCGUUACAGCUAUGAAAGAGUUCAAAAGAGAUGCUUCACUUGCCAGCGUCUCAACCACGAGAAGGACCUUUGUCCUUUGUCGAUAAGGAAGAGACAAGAUGAAGCUAAGUCACGCAGAGAAAGAGUUUCUGCUGAGUUGGAGAAACAAAAGAAAAUCUUGAUUCCAGGGGAUGCUCUGUUUGGGGUUCUGGAGGAAGAGCAAGUGGGCAUUGAUCCAGCUACUGGGCGCUUGAAAAUAGCCAAUGAAAUAAUGGAUAAGAUGAGAAGGUUCCUGCUGGCUGAUACAGGAGAAUCUUAUGAGGUCAAAGUGGACAAAAUUAAGCGGUCUGUAAAGUGCAGAGAACGACUCAUCAUCUCAAUGUUUGGCUCUUUGGAUGGAGGAGGCUCCACGCUUCACUACUGA
This is a messenger RNA of Raphanus sativus (radish), 891 nucleotides long. RefSeq lists its product as uncharacterized. The record is from RefSeq and is a predicted model, not a curated record. The transcript has a single exon. NCBI's taxonomy places the organism in Eukaryota, Viridiplantae, Streptophyta, Magnoliopsida, Brassicales, Brassicaceae. The coding region runs from base 1 to 891 and encodes 296 amino acids.